This is a messenger RNA of Colius striatus (speckled mousebird), 1640 nucleotides long. It is a transcript of the gene TMEM45A, whose product is annotated as transmembrane protein 45A. The record is from RefSeq and is a predicted model, not a curated record. The transcript has 6 exons. Bases 9 to 836 code for a protein of 275 amino acids. Lineage: Eukaryota; Metazoa; Chordata; Aves; Coliiformes; Coliidae.
AGAAAACUAUGGGCAAUUUCAAGGGGCAUGCCCUCCCUGGAAGCUUUUUCCUUCUUUUUGGCUUGUGGUGGUCAGUUAAGUAUCCACUGAAGUAUGCCUGUCGAAAAAACAAGAACACUUGCUAUCUUGGUUCCAGGGCAGGUUUUCAGCGCUUGGAGUUUGUUGAAGGGAUCAUCAAAGCUGUCUUUGCUCUGAUUGGAAUGGUGGCCGAGCAGUUUGUUCCUGAUGGACCUCAUCUGAAGUUGUAUAAUUAUGAGGAAAAGCACUGGGAUCACUUGAUGAACUGGCAACAUGCCACCAUGUACCUUUUCUAUGGUAUUUCAGGGUUGGUUGACAUCGUGGCUCAUGGGACCAAUGCAUUGCCAGUGGCUAUGGACAGGAUGAUGCUUUCCUUAGCAGUGUUUAUUGAAGGUUUUCUCUUUUGCUACCAUCUUCAUGGACGAGCCAUGCUGGAUGUCCAUGUUCAUCAGUUAUUGCUAUUUGCUAUCUUUGGAGCUGCUGUUUGCAUAUUUCUGGAAGUUUUCUUCCGUGGCAGUAUUGUGCUAGAGAUGUUCCGUACCAGCCUCUGCAUACUACAAGGCAGCUGGUUCUGGCAGAUUGGCUUUGUGCUUUAUCCUCCAAAUGGGAGCCCAGAGUGGAAUCAGAUGGAUCAUACUAAUAUGAUGUUCCUGACCAUGUGCUAUUGCUGGCAUUACGCCUUUGCUUUUCUGAUACUUGCAGUGAAUUACACAAUUGUCAGCUGGGCAGUUCGUUCAAAGGUUAAACAGUCUCAGUCCAUGGAAUUGGGAUUAUUGAAAACAUCUGAACGAGAUCAGGAGUCCGAAGAUGAAAUUUAGUAUGAAGGGCAGACUUGGUAUUGAUUCGUGGUGCUCACACCAGUACCUUCUUUGUCACGUGCUUCAAAGAAAACCAGAUUAACACCGGAUAGACUUGAACUGGAUGAAGUGGCAUGAUGAACUCUGUGUGUUUACCUAGUUAAAAACUAAACAAAAGGUUUUCCUAUUCAGUUUCCAUAAUUAGAGUGUCCAAAUAAGCAUGUUUGUUUCUCUGCAAGUAACUGCAUAAAUAACUGUGCAGACCUGGAAAACAGUAGAACAGGAUGAAAAAAAUAAGAGUCUUGCAGCUAUCUUGUACGAUACCUUUGUAUCUCUGCUUGUGGCUUUAUGAUAAAUGAAAAGAACUACUCAUUGCACACCCAUUCAGCAUUUCCCUCAAGAGUUUAUCCACUCCUGCAGAGACAUUACCUAGCUUGAUAGGAGGACCAAAGAGGUGUAUGAUGAUCAACAGUCAUGGAAGUUAUUCGUUCUGGUGCCUAGAUAGUCCUUGAUCUUUGCUAUCACUUGACUUUGAAAGGCAGUGAAAGGGACUCUGCUCUUCCUCAGUGCCUGUAACCACUUUUCCAGAAAGGCCUAGGGAUGUCUGGUGGGGCAGCACCCAGACGCAAAGCUAGUUUCUUUCCCAAAGUUAUUUCAUUUCCUUUGGUGGAAUUCAGUAGUUUUCUGCAGGAAUCGUAGCAGACUCUGGACCCAGCACCUGGGGCAGGAGUGGUUGAUGCUGAUCUGUGGAUUGGAUGAGAUGAAUUUGCAUCCUUUUCCCCGUGUUGCCCUCUCAAGUGCUGGGCAGCCUACACAGUGCUGCAU